AUGAUGAAGGUAAAUAACAUGGUUAAUUAAGAUGUAGAUAAUGCAUUUGAUGAUCCAUAAAAUCGCCAGUAAAAAAUUGUUCACAAUAUCAAUCUAGAAUAAUUUGAGCAUUUCAAGUUAUAAAAGUUGAAAGAUAAAAUUUAAAUUGAUCCAAUUGCUUACUAGAAUAAGAUUUAUGUGACUUUUUAACUUAGUGACGAAUAGAGUAAUCAAUUGAAUUUAUUAAUUUUCAUUACAGAAAAGGUUGAACUUUAGAGUCUGGAUGAUUUUUCUGAUGAGUACUAUAAUACUUUACUUAAAUAGAAAAAAAUAAUUAGAAAGAAAUAAUAAAACUCUAAAUCUGCUUGUAUUCAGACAUUAGUAUCUCAGAAUAGAAUGAGAUAUCAGGAUUAAGAAUUUAAUCUAGAUCUAGCAUAUAUAACAAAAAGAGUAAUGGCUAUGGGCUUUCCUGCACAAGGAAUAAGGUAGAUUUAUAGAAAUCCAUUGAAUAAAGUUCUUGGAUUUUUCAAAAAGUUCCAUCAAAAUAAAGUAAAGGUCUAUAAUCUUUGUGAUGAUGAUUUUAUUGAUACUAAUAUCCUCAGUUUCAAUAAUGGUGAAGUCUAAGUCGCCUACUUUCCAAUGAUGGAUCACAAUCCCUGCAGAAUUCAAUAAAUUUUUCAUAUGCUUUUGGACAUGCUAUUAUAUAUGAUUUAGGAUCCUGAAAAUAUGGUCGCAGUUCAUUGUAAAGCAGGAAAAGGUAGGACAGGAGUGGCAAUAAGUGCUUAUUUGAUAUUUAUGGAGGCUUGCACAGAUGGCUAUGAUGCAGUAGACUUUUUUAAUUCAAGAAGAACAAAGGAUGGUAAAGGUUUGGGUGUGGCUAGUUAGAAAAGAUACUUGCAUUACUUCGAUAGAUUUUUGAAAUAAAAUUUCAAAUCUCCUUACAAGUAACUUAUAGUACCAUAUCUUCAAAAUCCAGAAGCGUUUAAUCAUUUGUUUUUGCCUAAAACCAGAAUAAAAUUAAUGACAAUUUGCAUUGGACCUUUUAAAUUAAAUCCUUCCAGCAUGAAUAUUAAAAUAUCUCUGAGAUCAUUUGAAAAUCCAGACUUAUUUAAAAAGAGCCAAAAAAACAAAAUAAGAAAAAGCUACUCUCAAAAUAAUGUAUACAAUAAGCAGGCUGAUUCAUUCUUUAUUCUUCUUGUAAUUCAUGAGGAUAUAUCAUUUGCAGAAGAUUUAUGUAUAAAAAUAAAGUCUACUAAUCUCACUUCUUCACAGAAACUCACUUUCCAUUAUUGGCUUAAUGCUAGAUUUGUUUCAGAUGGUGUUGGGAAGGUUUAGAUUUCUACGUUUAUGAAUAAAGAUUAAAUAAUAUUUGGUAACUUUAUGAUACCAAUGAACAUGGGAUGA
Messenger RNA from Stylonychia lemnae, 1383 nucleotides. Lineage: Eukaryota; Ciliophora; Spirotrichea; Sporadotrichida; Oxytrichidae. The record is from the annotation of a GenBank genome assembly.